Molecule: messenger RNA, 910 nt
Organism: Corticium candelabrum
Lineage: Eukaryota; Metazoa; Porifera; Homoscleromorpha; Homosclerophorida; Plakinidae
Exons: 3
Coding region: 290-799 (169 amino acids)
Source: RefSeq, a predicted model, not a curated record
AGUCCACUGCAAUUUCUCCUGUACGUAUCUAAAGCGUCACAUCUUGUUAUUAUGGGUAAUGUAGACAGCAAAAUCCGAACGAGCUUGCUUCGAACGACAGCUUCAUAAAGUUUGAUCAACGAAUGAGAAUCACUCGCCAAUCGAGUCAUUUUCAAAUGCUGGAAGGAGCCCCAAGAGUGUGGACGUACCCGAUGAUCAGCGAUCCUGAUCAACUAGAGCAAAUUGAGAGCAGUCAAGAUACCAAACGAUACAAGACAUCACAGAAGCUUGAGAAUACAAAGUACAUUACAUGAAAAUGAAAGAAGACAAAAAAUCAUUUAUUCGGUUAGACGUGGCAGUAGCUAACUCCGACGACGGUGACUUUAACAUUCAAGCAUUCUGCGCUGAAGUGGAGACUGAGAUACAAGCAAUGCCUGCUCCCUCGUCCUUACCGAGAAUUAGAAAAGGUCAAAGAGACAAGAAACAAGUUAACCAGAAAGACAAAGAAAGCGGAGAUUGUGAUUCAACUAACAGUUCAAUGUACACUGAGCUUAGAACUACGAGCCAGCCAACAUCUUGUCCCCAGCAUUCACCUGCGAUUAAGGAAUCUGAAGAUCAGCAACUUACCCAAACAAAUGGUGAACAGAAUACAUCUCAUUCCGCAGACCCACCUAAACAUCUAAUCUCUGCAGAUGAGCCACACGGCAAGGCGCGUGACAAUAAAGUUAGGAAAAAUGUUCUUCAUCUAUUCGCUAGGAAUUCUUCUCUAAUAUGCAUUAUGUUCUGCUUGAGAUGUAAAGAGCAAAGAAAGAAGACGUGACAAUGACAAGUGACAAGUCAUGAUUGCUAGUAACAUUGCAUGCAUGAUGAACUGUAAAGCCUUUACAGAAAUAUUCUACUGUCUAAGCAAAACAACAAGUCAAUCAAUAAA